Molecule: messenger RNA, 2687 nt
Organism: Salvelinus fontinalis (brook trout)
Lineage: Eukaryota; Metazoa; Chordata; Actinopteri; Salmoniformes; Salmonidae
Product: neuronal acetylcholine receptor subunit beta-4-like
Exons: 6
Coding region: 613-2187 (524 amino acids)
Biological process (GO): nervous system process; chemical synaptic transmission; regulation of membrane potential
Cellular component (GO): neuron projection; postsynaptic membrane; synapse
Molecular function (GO): acetylcholine-gated monoatomic cation-selective channel activity; transmembrane signaling receptor activity
Source: RefSeq, a predicted model, not a curated record
UAGGGAGCUUUUCCUAGCCACCGUGCUUCUACACCUGCAUUGCUUGCUGUUUGGGGUUUUAGGCUGGGUUUCUGUACAGCACUUUGUGACAUCAGCUGAUGUAAGAAGGGCUUUAUAAAUACAUUUGAUUGAUAGAUUUUGUUGUGGAUUAAUACAUGAAGAAAACAAAACAUUUGUAUUGUCAUAAAUGUUAUUGUCUAUAGCCUAAGUAGUAUCACAGAAAUCUGCCUAUAACCCAUAACAGAUCACAUGGUUAAGUAUCAACAUUGAAGGAAGAACGGAAAAUAGCAAUUAGUCGAUCCAAGAUUUGCGCUCAGGAGAUCGUGUUGUGUGUGAGAGCGAUGCGCAACGAGUAAGGAAGGUGGAACGGUGUAUGUUGGGGAAAGGGUCUCGUUUCUAUCCCAACGCUGCUGCAAAUCUCGACCUGGUACAGACACACCGUUUUAAGUAAACAUUUGUUAUAACUAAUGCGGGUGUCGUUAUUUGUAGAGCCGGACAGGCGCGCGUGUAUGGAGCUUUUUAGGAGUUGGGAAUGCUCGGUAAGCACGUUAGAUCCUAUUCGUAUUAGGCUUCCUGAAUGAGGACACGGAUGGAUAUCGUGACACUGUCAAAAUGACACGGACUCUCACUCUCCUCGCUUUCCUUUUCACUUUGUUAAAACGUGGCAGUUGUGCGGACUCAGAGGAGCGUCUGAUGAACUGGCUGCUUAGAAACGAUCGCUACAACAAGCUGAUCCGCCCAGCUGUGAACAGGACAGAGCGGGUCACUGUCAAACUACAGGUGUCCCUGGCCCAACUCAUCAGUGUGAAUGAGAGAGAGCAGAUUAUGACCACCAAUGUUUGGCUCACACAGCACUGGGAUGACUACAGGCUAUCAUGGGACCCUUCUCAAUAUGAUGGCAUUGACAAGCUUCGUAUUCCUUCCAGACACAUCUGGCUACCUGAUAUUGUGCUCUAUAACAAUGCGGAUGGAACCUAUGAGGUAACAGUCUUCACCAAUGCCAUUGUCCAGUUCAACGGCAGCAUCGUCUGGCUCCCUCCGGCCAUCUAUAAGAGUGCCUGCAAGAUCGAGGUCAAGCACUUCCCCUUUGACCAGCAGAACUGCACGCUCAAGUUCCGGUCAUGGACCUACGACCACACCGAGCUCGAUUUGGUCCUGAAGACAGGGGUGGCCAGCAUGGAUGACUUCACUCCCAGUGGGGAAUGGGACAUCUUGGCCCUGCCGGGCAGGCGGACGGUUAACCCUCUGGAUCCUACCUACGUGGACCUCACCUAUGACUUCAUCAUCAAGAGGAAGCCGCUGUUCUACACCAUCAACCUAAUCAUCCCCUGUGUCCUCAUCACCUCUCUGGCCAUCCUGGUCUUCUACCUGCCGUCUGACUGUGGGGAGAAGAUGACUUUGUGUAUCUCAGUCCUCCUGGCCCUCACUGUGUUCCUCCUCCUGAUUUCCAAGAUCGUCCCUCCCACCUCGCUGGACGUGCCUCUGAUCGGGAAGUACCUAAUGUUCACCAUGGUGCUGGUGACCUUCUCCAUCAUUACCAGUGUGUGUGUUCUCAAUGUACACCACCGCUCCCCCAGCACACACACCAUGCCCCCCUGGGUCAAGGUAGUGUUCCUCAACAAGCUGCCCCAUCUGCUCUUCAUGAGACGCCCGCAGAAUAACUAUGCCCGCCAGCGGCUACGCCAGCAGAGACAACUCCAAGCUCGCAGGUCCAUCCUGGCGGACCUGGGCUACCCUGCCACCACUGCUGCCGCCAUGUCUUCCUCUUCUGCCUUCCUCUCCUCUGCCUCGGCCUUCGCCUCCCCGGGACACUUUUACAACAAAGUCACAGCUCCACUGGGGUACACCCACACCUUCAGGAAGGGGGAGGCCCGCUCCACCGAGUUCCUGCCCAACAGCUUCUCCUCCUCCCAGGACCUCCGCCAGAGAGGCAGCCCAGACUGGGGGGGAGAUGUACAGGAGGCAGUGGACGGGGUCCGCUUCGUGGCUGAUCACAUGAUGGGGGACGAUGAUAACCAGAAUGUGAUUGAGGACUGGAAGUAUGUGGCAAUGGUGGUGGACCGUAUGUUCCUGUGGAUCUUUAUAAUAGUGUGCGUGACUGGAACCCUGGGUCUCUUCCUCCAGCCUCUAUUUCAGCAUUCAAUAGUCCCCAUCCAGCAGCCCAGCUCAGACACACCCCAUACCUGAACAUUCCCAAGAAGUAUGGUGGUCAUACAUAGAAAUAAGGGUCAUAGAACAUCAACCAACGCCAUGUGGCCUACAGCAAUACAAGUCUCAGUGUCUCUUUCUGUUUCUACUACCUGGUCCUAACAUGACACAAUGGUACAAUGAAGAGUUGACUUUUUUCAUGUAGUUGAAGCAGAGAUGCAAAGAUGUCCCUCUAAAACUAGACUGAAAGUAGAAACAUUACCCGGGUGGAGUAAUAACCCACAUAAUACAGAGAUAUGUCAGAUAUCAUUUGACUCCUAUCCAUGUUAUGUCACCCUGUUGUUGAAAUGUAAAGUGUCAUGAAAAAAAUCUAUAAAUGUAUAAAAAGUUCAGUGAGUUUGAUUAAAUUCAUUAACACCCAAUGAAGUCUAAAGUGGUGGAGUACUUCAUGAAAUGAUGUUCAGUGUGAUAAAAUAAAAUAGCUUAUAGACUCAGUUAAAGUAGUUAAAUAGACUCAGUUAAAGCAAUUUUCAAAGUGC